This is a messenger RNA of Alternaria burnsii, 666 nucleotides long. RefSeq lists its product as uncharacterized. The coding region runs from base 1 to 666 and encodes 221 amino acids. The record is from RefSeq and is a predicted model, not a curated record. NCBI's taxonomy places the organism in Eukaryota, Fungi, Ascomycota, Dothideomycetes, Pleosporales, Pleosporaceae. The transcript has 3 exons.
AUGCCAUUCACGGGCACACUUCCAAAAUUACAGUCUGAUAUUAUCUCUAGUCUCUCAGCCGAUUUGCGUCCUAUAGUCUACUCAGACCUCAACGUCCCCGUUGGAGGCCAUGUUUGGAUUGGCUGCCGCAGCGACUCUACCCGUGCUGAUACCUCCCACGUCAUCUUCUUCGCCGAUGCCAAGUGGCCCAUGAGGGUGCACACGCCUUUUGAAGAAUUCCAGGUGCGACGGAAGAUUAAUAAUUUGCUCUCAUACCGAGGCUUCCGGGAAAUACUUGCCGAGCUGGAUAACGGAGAUAUCAUCGAUUGUAACAGCCGCGUUUUUAUUGAGCGAAACUUGCUACGCAUCAAUAAAGCUAUAAGAACGGAGCUCAUGGACCUGGUGUUCGGACGUAACGAAGUCGAAAGUUAUACAGGGAGCUCCGAACGCGAGAUGAAGAAUGGCUGCCAGUCUCUUAAGUUCAUCGCGGUGAACUUUGCCAACCUGCGCCGUCUGAUGUAUCACAUACAGUCGACGUCGUUAUAUCUGAUCCCCACCGAAGAAGCCAUCGCCCUAGUAGACGCGUUUAGAGCUAUUGCAGUGCCCGCGAAGAAGCUUCAGAUGCUACAUUUUGCAUGGAAUGAAGAAGAGUUGACCACUGCCAGAGUUCUGAAUAACAAGAGAUGA